AUGGACCUGUCACGAACAAUCCAUCUACCAGAGCUUGAUGGUAAUCGUCAACAAUUCAAGGUCCGACAGUUAAUAACUGAUAUUCCGUUGGAUUCAGCUCAAAAUGAGAGUAUCACCUACAUAUCUACAUAUCAAGCAAAUUUAUAUAUAGCUACUUCCUUAGGUCAAAUACUACAUUAUCACAAGUUUGAAGAUGCUCCAGAAUAUUUCCUUAUUUCAAAAAUCAAUGUUGGAAGUGAAAGAAGGCCAAUUAACAAACUACUUGUGUUGUCUUAUACCGAACGUAUAUUGAUAUUAAGUGGUGACACUGUUUACGUCUACACUCUUCCAGAGCUUUCUACGUGUCGAAUUGGUAAAAUAAAAGACGUUUCCUAUAUUCUGCAUUUAACUCAAUUAAAAAAAUCAAUUCCUAACCCACCGAAUGAUAAAGCUAUAGUGUAUACAUCUGAUAAAAUUCACCUAAUCCAAUUCAGCUCCGACCUGAUCAAAUCAUUAAAAGUCAUUAAUUACUCCAAAGCUAGAAAGGGUAUAUCUUGCUCUAGUGGUACAUCCCUGAACUAUAGUAACCUUUGUUUGGUCGCAAAUGAUAAAAAUUAUGAUAUAGUCGAUUUACAGCAAACAAGAAAAAUACCCUUGUUUGAAUAUACACUGGAUCCUUCGGAAGAAGUAGAACCAUUCAUCGUCCAAUUCAAGAAUAGCUCCGGAAAUGAAGAGUUUUUACUUACAGCAAGAUCAGAUGCCACUGCCUCGAUAUCUAUGUUCAUCAAUUCCUUGGGCGAUGUAACUAGAGGUACAAUUUCUUGGAUAAAUGAGGGAUACCCUUCAAAUGGGCUUGUAAUACACUGGCCAUAUGUAAUUGGGAUAUUCACAUUGCCCGAAGGAUCUACUCAAAUGAUUUUUAGCUCUUUAGAAUCUUUAGACAUUCGCCAUAAAAUUGGAAUGAGUGAUCUCCCUACUCAGAUCAUGGAUGAGCAAAAGUUGAAUAAUUUUAAAAUAUGUGAGGUCAAUUCAGAAAUAAAUUUUAAUAAUGAAAGUCUAGAGUCGAUUUUGAAAAUAAUGACUUUUACGGAAAAAGAAAUCUCAGCUCAAACUGAGAAUAACUCUAGUGGAAAGCUUUUGAUAUACAACAAUAACCAAAUUUUUUUAUUCCAUGAAGAGGAUGAAGUUGUUGCUUUAUUCAGUCGAGCACAAAAUUUGAUUAUGGAAGGACCAUAUGAAGAUCUUAUUUCCACAAUUGACAAAAUGUAUGAACUGAAAUCUAAUGCCAAACAGACAUUCAUUCUCCAAUUGAAAAUGCUUAUUCUUAUUGCAUCACAUAAAUUUAAUGAAGCUGAAACUCUCCUUGGCCAAAUUGAUUUAGACCCAAGGUUCUUUCUAUUAGCAUUCAAUGUCAAGGCGCCAGAAAAUUUCUUUUCAGAUUUUGCAACUUUUACUGGGAUCAAGACAAUUAUCUCACUCGUUAAGGAUCUUAAUAUCACCAAUGACUCAUUUAUAUCGCUCGUCUUACAGAAAUACUAUAGACAGCCCAACGUUCCACAUGUCACUUCAUAUCUCAGAUAUUUACUCUAUACCACGAAUAUUAAGUCUAAUGCCGAUUUAAUAACUCUUAUAAAUGAUGAUCAAGGAUUCUGGGAAUCUUCUGAAUCAAAUAAGAUUGAAAUUUUGAAGUACAUGGAAGAGAAAAAGUUCUAUUUUGCAUUAUUACAUAUUCUUCUACUUCAACAAGCACAUGAACCAAAUGAAAUGAAUGCCGUUAAAAUUUGUGAUUUGACAGUCAAACUACUAAAGGAAGAAAUCUCAGAUGAGAAUUUUGACUUGGUAAAGAUCACAUUCAAGGAAUUGAAAGAUCAUUUCAAUGAUAGCGAAGCUUACAACAAGUAUCUCCUUGAAAUGUUGAAGAUUUGUCCAAAUGAUGGUGUUGCGUAUCUCAAGGCCAAUAAAACCAGUAAACACAAACAAACACAUAAUUCAAUUUUAAAGGAUAUAUCCAGAACUUAUCAAGGUGAAUUAGAUUUCAACUCUUUGAAAAUCGAAUAUCUUGAAUCAACAAUAGAAUCGUCUGACGCUUCCCUAGAAUCUAUAGAUGAAUUGCUUACUGAAUUAUCUGCAUUAAUAAAUCACUCUCAUGAAACAGAAGAAAUUAUCAAUUUCAACAUUUUGAAAGAAACAUACAAACUUGAGCAUUCUCUCGCCGAUCCAGAAUGGCCUAAAAUAUCCUGGAUUGACUAUCUCAGUAUAAAUAAAAAUAGAAGUGAGUGCAAAAAGUUCACAGAGAACUAUUUAAAAGUAUUUGAGCUUCUUUUGUUUCGUUUUUUAAGAUACCCCAGAGAGUUGGAUCACUUAAACGAAUUCAAAGAAAUUUUAAAUAAGGACUAUUUAGAAUAUCUACAAAUAUUUUUCGAGAAUGAAAAUACUAUCGAAAACUUGUUCAACUUAGGUGAUUAUUCAAGUGCUGAAAUUUUUAUUACAUAUAACGCGUUGCCAUUUCCUUCCAAGCCAAUUUAUUUUAAUGACUUUCAGAAAUACUACAAAAUAAGAAGUGAUCACGAUAUAAAAAUAGAUUUACAAGAACUUUUUCACCUAUAUAUGAGUAUCGACAAUGAACAAAGUAAAAUUCUUACAACCAGACACUUCAUUACCAUAGAUACUUAA
Hyphopichia burtonii NRRL Y-1933 is the source of this 2652-nucleotide messenger RNA. Its product is annotated as CORVET complex subunit. The coding region runs from base 1 to 2652 and encodes 883 amino acids. NCBI's taxonomy places the organism in Eukaryota, Fungi, Ascomycota, Pichiomycetes, Serinales, Debaryomycetaceae. The record is from RefSeq and is a predicted model, not a curated record. The transcript is spliced from 2 exons. Gene Ontology annotation, cellular component: cytoplasm; fungal-type vacuole membrane. Gene Ontology annotation, biological process: autophagy; endosomal vesicle fusion; vesicle-mediated transport.